AUGUCUUCACAAGCAACAAGGAUAGAGAAGAAUCUGGAAGCCUUCAACAAUCAGUUAAGGCACACUAGUGAGAGAUUAGCAGAUCGGGCUGGGUCAGCACCACCUCCAGAAAUAGAACCAUCAAUUGAAUCAACUCCUACCUUGUCGACAACUACGGGUGGUACUAGAGGUAAAGGUCGAAAACGUGGGAAGAAAGGUAGUGCCACGUUGACUUGGGCAGCAAAAGCAGCUAGACGGUUGGCUGCGAGUGGGGCCGCCACUGAAGAUACCAAUGCUUCAGCUUCAGGAACCUCUACAAGUGUCAACAUCUCUGGAAACGUAAAUUUGAAUGAUAAAGAAGUAGAAGAUCCUGAGGAAGGGUUAAUAUCGAGAGAUGAAGUUAGCACAGAUGCUACUUGUAAGCUACAUUCUAAAAUUGGUUGCUUCUACCUUGAAAUCCACUCUAGGGUGAUGCCGCAAAGCAAUGCCACAACCGUGUUUUGUGUAGCCAUCAGAUGA
Molecule: messenger RNA, 498 nt
Organism: Melampsora larici-populina 98AG31
Lineage: Eukaryota; Fungi; Basidiomycota; Pucciniomycetes; Pucciniales; Melampsoraceae
Exons: 1
Coding region: 1-498 (165 amino acids)
Source: RefSeq, a predicted model, not a curated record